Messenger RNA from Miscanthus lutarioriparius, 1995 nucleotides. The record is from the annotation of a GenBank genome assembly. NCBI's taxonomy places the organism in Eukaryota, Viridiplantae, Streptophyta, Magnoliopsida, Poales, Poaceae.
AUGAAGAAGGUAGCAAGUGAAAAAGCUGUACUAUUAGCACCGCUUGCUGCUGUAGUCGCGACGCUGCUGAUGCUCCCACCGUUUGCUGGCUGCGCGGCACCAGCUGCAACUGCAAAUGCUAGUACUAGUCUGGGUAGUAACAACUGCACCAGGAGCUGCGGCAACAUCAGCAUCCCUUACCCGUUCGGCAUCGAGCCAGGCUGCUACCACGCGGCCGGCUUCAACCUCACCUGCAAGCAGCACAACCACCAUCAGCCAACCAAGUUGUUCCUCGGCGACGGAACCGUGCAGGUGCUGGAGAUCUCUCUCGAAAACAGCACGGUGCGCAUCAACGGCCCCAUCCUGCAGUUUCAGUAUGAUGGCAGUGGCCUCACCACGAACACCACAUGGGGGCUCGGGCUCCCACGGGACAGCCCCUACUUCCUCAGUUACGAAUUCAACGUGGACAUGCUUUUUGUGCCAGGGGCAUCUCAUAUUAUUCCUAAAGCGCUGCCGGCCACACUAGACUGGAUAAUUAGUAAUUCAUCAUGUCCAAGAAAUAAGACCACCGCCCCGGAGUGUCUCAGUACCCACAGCUAUUGCCAAAAGUUUCCUUCCUUGGGCCAUGCCGCUGGUGGGUACCUGUGUAAAUGCGAUGAUGGUUAUCAGGGCAAUCCUUAUGAUCAGGGUGGAUGCCAAGAUAUCGACGAGUGCCAAUAUCCGGAGCAAUAUGUUUGCUAUGGUGUUUGCAAGAAUACACCUGGAAGUUAUAUUUGCCAAUGCAACACUGGCUAUACAGGCAAUGCUUCCGUCCCAAAUGGAUGCACAGGUUUAAUCGUCGGACUAGGAGUUGGUGGUGCCACAAGUCUUUUGAUUCUUACACUCGCUAGCCCUUUUGUAGUGCAUAAGAUCAAGAUACAAAAAAUGAAAGAUAAAUGUUUCAAACAAAAUAAUGGUUUAUUGUUGCAGCAAUUGAUAUCACGAAACGCAAAUAUCAGUGAGAGGAUGAUUAUUACCUUGAGGGACAUAGAGAAAGCUACACACAAUUUUGAUAGAGAUCAUGUGAUUGGUGGGGGAGGGCAUGGAGUAGUGUUUAAAGGAAUUCUGGAUCAACAUAUUGUGGCAAUCAAGAAAUCAAAGAUUGUGGUACAAAGGGAAAUAGAUGAAUUCAUAAAUGAAGUUGUGGUUCUUUCUCAAGUGAACCACAGAAAUGUGGUUAAGCUCUUAGGAUGUUGUCUUGAGACAGAAGUUCCACUCCUAAUUUAUGAGUUCAUUUCAAAUGGAACCCUUUAUCAUCAUCUUCAUGUUGAGGAAGCAAUAUCAUUAACAUGGGCGGACCGAUUAAGAAUUGCACUUGAAGUUUCUAGAGCACUGUCCUACCUACAUUCAUCUGCUUCAAUGCCAAUAUUUCAUAGAGAUAUUAAAACCUCCAACAUACUUCUUGAUGACGGUUUAGUUGCAAAGGUAUCGGACUUUGGUGCUUCAAGGUACAUCACAAUUGAUCAAACCGGAGUGACUACAGCCAUUCAAGGAACAAUUGGUUACUUAGACCCCAUGUAUUACAGUACGGGUCGGCUAACCGACAAGAGUGAUGUUUUUAGUUUUGGUGUUGUUCUUAUAGAAUUGCUCACUAGAAAGAAACCUUUUCUCUACCGCUCUGACAAUGGUGAUGGCAUUGUUUCACAUUUUGCCUCACAACUUAUAGAAGACAAACUUGUUGAAAUAAUAGAUCCUCAAAUCAUUGAGGAAGAAGAUGGAGAGAUCAUAGAAGUAGCCACACUUGCAACAUUAUGUACCAAAUUAAAGGGAGAAGAUCGGCCUACAAUGAGAGAAGUGGAGAUGACACUUGAGAAUUUACUUUUUAAGAAGAAGCAUCCCCCUUGUAAUACAUCAUCAAGGAGAUAUGGUCAGAAUAAAAAUAGCUACAAACCAAUGACUGAGCAGAUUACCAAUGAAGCAAGCAGACAAUACACUAUGGAAGAGGAAAUCUUGUUGUCGGCGACAUAUGCCAGGUGA